Messenger RNA from Williopsis jadinii, 1194 nucleotides. RefSeq lists its product as uncharacterized. The record is from RefSeq and is a predicted model, not a curated record. The coding region runs from base 1 to 1194 and encodes 397 amino acids. NCBI's taxonomy places the organism in Eukaryota, Fungi, Ascomycota, Saccharomycetes, Phaffomycetales, Wickerhamomycetaceae. The transcript has a single exon.
AUGGACCUCACCAAGCUGCUGAACAGAGAAGAAUCUCAACAGGUGAAGAGACGGCCGCUUGGAUCGUUGAGUACCAACGAAUCGACAAGCAGAGGGCUCAAGAAUGAUUCACAACCGAGGAUGCCCGUCAGAUUGGUUAGGCUGGACAAGGAGAAUGAUGUUCCAGCGUCUCUCAAGAAGGCUAUAACGCUCCCUCCAAUAUCACAGGUCACAAAGAAUAUCCGGAUGCCGGGGCCUCAGUUCCCUGAGGUGCCGACUGGUCCAAGGCAAAGUUCAAGUGGCGGUCCACUACACUUCAACAAGAGCAGUUCUGUAACGAACCGUACUACGAGUGGAUACCUCUACAGUGUUCAGAAUUCCAAGAAUAGCUCCGAUGCGCAGUUCUUCAAGAUCAACUCGUCCGGUGAUUUCCAGAAGUUCAAGACAAAGCCUAGUGCCUCUACCCCGGUUAAACAGCAGGAGGGCACCGUUGUGCCGUUGUCUUCUUCCAAGAAAGCUCACAAGCUCGGUUCAAAGACUUCACCGGAUAAACCUUCCAAACGUAACAUCAUUUGGUGCAAUGAGGCUAGUCUGAUUGCGGCACAAGAAUUCAAAAAGAUCUACCAGCGUAAGGGAAGUUCCUCAUUUUUGAAAAAAGAGUAUCAAAUGGUUGCCCAAGUGUUGAAUACCAAGCUGUCCACUGAUAAGUACACUGAGACUGCAGUGAGGAAUAGGAAAGGGCUGUUUCAAUCGCUUUCCUCUAUUUACGUCUAUCUCAAGGAGACCCCUCAAUUGAACAAAUUUGACGACAAAUACGUUCCACAGUUGACCCAGGAACAAUGGCGCCACCUUAGUAAUGAGUUUGAACCUUCAUACGUACGGAAAUACCGUGCCAAAAGCGAUAAUACUGAUAUCCAUAUCACGCAUGACAUGUUCAAGAAGAAAUCCAUAAGGGUGGAGAACAUACGGCAUUUAAACGUGGAACAAUCGCUCAAAGGCGUUUGUCAAAUACUGCUAAUGAACAAGGAGAUCACUCCUUUAAGGGCAAUGGCCCUAGAGCUGUUUGAUAGAGACCAUCAGGAGUUGAACUUGGGCUCGACUUUACUAUCAAUGAAGCACGAAGAAGUGGUCAAGUUUGUUUAUACCAAGGUGGAUCUUUCUAUCUACGAGGAGCAUCUAAAAGCUCAACAACUACUGUGCAGUGUAAAGAGAUAG